Molecule: messenger RNA, 732 nt
Organism: Echinococcus granulosus
Lineage: Eukaryota; Metazoa; Platyhelminthes; Cestoda; Cyclophyllidea; Taeniidae
Product: 60S ribosomal protein L6
Exons: 4
Coding region: 1-732 (243 amino acids)
Biological process (GO): cytoplasmic translation; ribosomal large subunit assembly
Cellular component (GO): ribosome; cytosolic large ribosomal subunit
Molecular function (GO): RNA binding; structural constituent of ribosome
Source: RefSeq, a predicted model, not a curated record
AUGGCUAGUGUGGAUGCGGGGCGUAGGCCUCCUGUUUAUGUUCCAAAGCAAAAACUUUCCAACAAACGUCGGCCUAUAUCUGGAAAGAAGAUACUCGAGCAUGCUCGUUCCCUGAGCAAGCUAACGAAGAAGCAGAAGGAAAGCAUUAAGAGGCGUGCUCUUCUUAAUCGCAAGCUUGUCAAGAAACCCAGAUUUCCUCGUAUGUAUAACGUGCAAAAUCCCAAGAGGAAGUUGCAGCUUCGCAAGGUGCAGUGCUUCAAGGAUCAUCGUCGCAGGAUACGCAAGUCCAUCACCCCAGGAACGGUACUCAUUCUUCUUGCUGGCCGACACAGAGGAAAACGCGUUGUGUUUUUGAAGCCAUUAGCCAGUGGAAUGCUUUUGGUUACCGGGCCCUUCAAGUAUAACGGUGUGCCCCUGAGGCGUGUUAACCAGCGAUACGUUAUCGCCACCAAGACAAAGAUUAAGCUUAAUAACAUUAAAAUACCGCCGCAGUUGGGGGAUGAGUUCUUCCGCCGCCAAGACCUUAAGACGAAAAAGACCGUGGAUAAGAUCUUUGCUGAGGAGGAGAAGAAGUACGCCGUUUCCGAUGAUCGAAAGAAGUUUCAGAAACAGGUUGACACUGCCCUGAUUGCAGCUAUCAAGAGGGGGAAGAAUCCUUCCAUCAUGGCCUCCUAUCUCAAGUCCAUGUUUUCGCUGAGCAAGAAGGAUUAUCCCCACAAAAUGGUGUUUUGA